CCGGAAGUGAGGUCGGAGCCGGCGGCUUUCCCGGGAGUUCGGCGUUUGCAGUGUUUGCAGCCGGGUGGACUGUGUAGCUGGCACUGGCGGCGACCUCUUCUCCCCCGGGGUCCACCCCCUCCUGUCCUGGUGGUGUUGUAUCCUAGCUAACUGACCCCGGGGUGAGAGCUGCCACCAUGGGAAAUCAGCUGGCUGGCAUUGCUCCCUCUCAGAUCCUUUCUGUGGAGAGUUACUUCUCAGACAUCCAUGACUUUGAAUAUGAUAAGAGCCUGGGGAGCACACGGUUCUUUAAAGUGGCACGAGCCAAGCACCGAGAGGGCCUGGUGGUGGUGAAGGUGUUUGCCAUUCAGGAUCCCACGUUGCCUUUAACCAGCUAUAAACAGGAGCUGGAGGAGCUGAAAAUCCGCCUGCAUUCCGCUCAGAAUUGUCUGCCCUUCCAGAAAGCUGCAGAGAAGGCUUCGGAGAAGGCAGCCAUGCUUUUCAGGCAGUACGUGCGAGACAACCUCUAUGAUCGCAUCAGCACCCGGCCCUUCCUGAACAACAUCGAGAAGCGGUGGAUCGCUUUCCAGAUCCUGACAGCGGUGGACCAAGCACACAAAUCUGGGGUUCGGCAUGGGGACAUCAAGACUGAGAAUGUCAUGGUCACCAGUUGGAAUUGGGUCCUGCUCACGGAUUUUGCCAGUUUCAAGCCCACUUACCUGCCAGAGGACAACCCUGCAGAUUUCAACUAUUUCUUUGAUACGUCCCGGAGGAGAACUUGCUAUAUUGCUCCUGAACGUUUUGUGGAUGGUGGAUUGUUUGCCACCGAGUUGGAACAUAUGCGAGAUCCUUCAACUCCACUUGUGGACUUAAAUAGCAAUCAGAGAACAAGAGGAGAAUUAAAACGAGCGAUGGAUAUCUUUUCAGCAGGUUGUGUAAUAGCUGAACUUUUUACAGAAGGUGUACCACUAUUUGAUCUCUCCCAACUUUUGGCUUAUAGAAAUGGACAGUUUUUCCCCGAACAAGUGCUAAAUAAAAUUGAAGAUCGCAGUAUCAGAGAAUUGGUAACUCAGAUGAUUCACCGUGAGCCAGAAAAACGUUUGGAAGCAGAAGAUUACCUUAAGCAGCAGCGCGGCAAUGCCUUUCCUGAAAUAUUUUACACUUUCCUCCAGCCCUACAUGGCCCAGUUUGCCAAGGAAACAUUCCUGUCCGCAGACGAGCGUAUUCUGGUAAUACGGAAAGAUCUGGGCAACAUCAUUCACAAUCUCUGUGGACCCGAUCUGCCGGAAAAAGCAGGAGGAGAGCCUAAAGAAAAUGGUCUGGUCAUCUUGGUGUCUGUCAUAACGUCCUGCCUCCAGACCCUUAAAUACUGUGAUUCCAAGCUUGCUGCUUUGGAACUUAUUCUCCAUUUGGCUCCACGACUAAGCGUAGAAAUCCUUUUGGAUCGUAUUACUCCGUAUCUUCUGCAUUUCAGCAAUGAUUCUGUUCCCAGAGUCAGGGCCGAAGCCUUGAGGACAUUGACUAAAGUUCUUGCUCUUGUGAAAGAAGUUCCGCGGAACGACAUCAAUAUCUAUCCGGAAUAUAUUUUGCCAGGCAUAGCCCACUUAGCCCAAGAUGAUGCUACUAUUGUUAGACUAGCCUAUGCAGAAAACAUAGCUCUGCUGGCAGAAACAGCUUUGAGGUUCCUGGAACUAGUACAGUUAAAAAAUAUCAACAUGGAAAAUGACCCAACUAGUGAAGAAAUAGAUGCAGUUACGCAUCCCAAUGGAAAUUAUGACACAGAACUCCAAGCCUUACAUGAAAUGGUCCAGCAGAAAGUUGUCACCUUGUUAAGUGACCCUGAAAAUAUUGUGAAACAAACCUUAAUGGAAAACGGAAUAACAAGGCUGUGUGUAUUUUUUGGCCGCCAGAAAGCCAAUGAUGUUUUAUUAUCUCACAUGAUAACUUUCCUCAACGAUAAGAAUGACUGGCACCUCCGUGGGGCUUUUUUCGAUAGUAUAGUUGGUGUUGCUGCCUAUGUUGGCUGGCAGAGCUCCUCAAUUCUCAAACCUCUGUUGCAACAAGGCCUUAGUGACGCUGAGGAAUUUGUCAUUGUCAAAGCUCUGAAUGCCCUCACCUGUAUGUGCCAGUUAGGGCUGCUACAAAAACCACAUGUGUAUGAGUUUGCCAGUGAUAUUGCUCCCUUCCUGUGCCAUCCCAAUCUCUGGAUACGCUAUGGUGCUGUGGGAUUUAUCACAGUGGUAGCUCAUCAGAUAAGCACCGCUGAUGUCUACUGCAAAUUGAUGCCUUACCUUGACCCAUAUAUCACCCAACCAAUAAUACAGAUCGAAAGAAAACUUGUUCUACUCAGUGUUUUGAAAGAGCCUGUAAGCCGUUCAAUAUUUGAUUAUGCAUUGAGGUCUAAAGAUAUCACCAGCUUGUUCAGGCAUCUUCACAUGCGUCAGAAGAAGCGGAAGGGGUCUCUUCCUGAUUGCCCACCCCCUGAGGACCCUGCCAUAGCACAGCUGCUGAAGAAACUGCUCUCACAGGGAAUGACAGAGGAAGAGGAAGACAAGCUUUUGGCCCUGAAAGACUUCAUGAUGAAAUCAAACAAGGCAAAGGCCAAUAUAGUGGACCAGAGCCACCUCCAUGACUGCAGUCAGAAAGGGGUCAUUGACUUGGCAGCCUUGGGCAUCACUGGGAGACAGGUCGAUCUUGUUAAAACUAAACAGGAACCAGAUGACAAACGAGCGAGAAAACAUGUCAAGCAAGACUCCAAUGUAAAUGAAGAGUGGAAAAGCAUGUUUGGGUCACUGGAGCCACCCAACAUCCCGCAGGCCCUGCCGAAAGGCAGCGACCAGGAGGGGAUGCAGGCAGGAAAGCCGCCUCGCUCAGAGUCCUCCGCUGGCAUCUGUGUCCCUCUGUCAGCCUCGCCGCAGGUUCCGGAAGUGACAGACAUCCAAAGUAGAAAGCCAACCAUACAGGUUUUAAGUAGCACAAUCUUGCCAUCGACUUACCAGAUCCGAAUCACAACCUGCAAAACGGAACUCCAGCAGCUUGUUCACCAAAAGCGGGAGCAAUGUAACGCAGAGAGGAUAGCCAAGCAGAUGAUGGAAAAUGCCGAGUGGGAGAGCAAACCUCCCCCGCCUGGUUGGCGUCCCAAAGGACUGCUGGUUGCACAUCUUCAUGAACACAAAUCUGCUGUGAAUCGAAUUAGAGUCUCUGAUGAACACGCUCUCUUUGCCACGUGUUCAAACGAUGGCACAGUGAAAGUCUGGAACAGUCAGAAAAUGGAGGGGAAGACCACCACCACCAGAUCUGUUCUCACGUACAGCCGGAUCGGGGGUCGGGUCAAGACUCUGACUUUCUGCCAGGGGUCCCACUACUUAGCCAUCGCAUCCGACAAUGGGGCCGUGCAGCUUCUGGCCAUUGAAGCUUCUAAGCUGCCCAAAUCUCCUAAAAUUCAUCCUCUACAAAGCAGAAUUCUCGACCAGAAGGAGGAUGGCUGUGUGGUGGACAUGCACCACUUCAACUCGGGGGCACAGUCCAUCCUGGCCUACGCCACCGUGAACGGCUCCCUCGUAGGCUGGGACCUCAGGUCUUCGAGCAAUGCAUGGACCUUAAAGCAUGAUUUGAAGGCCGGCCUCAUCACCUCCUUUGCUGUGGACAUCCACCAGUGCUGGCUCUGCAUUGGGACAAGCAGUGGCACCAUGGCUUGUUGGGACAUGAGGUUCCAGUUGCCAAUCUCCAGUCACUGCCAUCCGUCCCGAGCUCGAAUCCGGCGCCUCUCCAUGCAUCCUCUGUAUCAGUCCUGGGUGAUUGCAGCUGUCCAGGGCAACAAUGAAGUGUCCAUGUGGGACAUGGAGACGGGCGACAGACGGUUCACGCUCUGGGCCAGCAGUGCCCCGCCACUGUCCGAGUUACAGCCUUCUCCUCACAGUGUCCAUGGUAUCUACUGUAGUCCUGCAGAUGGAAAUCCUAUCCUGCUAACAGCUGGUUCAGACAUGAAAAUCAGGUUUUGGGACUUGGCUUACCCAGAGAGGUCCUAUGUUGUUGCGGGAAGUACUAGUUCACCGUCUGUGUCCUACUACAGGAAAAUAAUUGAAGGCACUGAAGUUGUCCAGGAAAUUCAGAAUAAGCAGAAGGUAGGACCCAGUGAUGACACCCCUCGGAGGGGACCGGAGUCUCUGCCUGUGGGGCAUCAUGACAUCAUCACUGAUGUCGCCACAUUCCAGACGACACAGGGCUUCAUUGUCACUGCAUCUAGAGACGGAAUUGUUAAGGUGUGGAAAUGAAUGCCUUAGUGAUUUGUAUAGUUUGUAUAAAGCUAUAGCGUAACUUGAAACUUAAAACAAAAUGUAUUUUUUAGAUAACAUAAGUGAGAAUGUGUCCAUUUGCUUAUAUUUAAAAUCAUGUUGCUGUUUCAUGAUUGAACAUGUCCCACCCACGGUGGUUAAAGGAAGUUGCACUUAGGGUACUCUUGUAUAUCUCUGCAAGAGGCAGCCAGAUGACAGCGUCUGGGGCUUUCUGACUUUGUGUCAUUGAAACGAGGAAUUGAAAAUGUUAAGACUUGAAGAGCUCUGUUUACUUUGUAUUGAAAAAGAUGCUUGUAAGCUAUUAUAAUAAAGACAUUUUUGCUAUCAAAAAUGCUAUUCAAGCCAGUCAAUAAACUAUAUUGAAACUUCUAACGGGCUUUUUUGGUUGG
This is a messenger RNA of Sorex fumeus (smoky shrew), 4663 nucleotides long. RefSeq names its product phosphoinositide-3-kinase regulatory subunit 4 (gene PIK3R4). The transcript has 20 exons. Gene Ontology annotation, cellular component: late endosome; nucleus-vacuole junction; phosphatidylinositol 3-kinase complex, class III, type I. Lineage: Eukaryota; Metazoa; Chordata; Mammalia; Eulipotyphla; Soricidae. The record is from RefSeq and is a predicted model, not a curated record. Gene Ontology annotation, molecular function: protein serine/threonine kinase activity; protein binding; ATP binding. Gene Ontology annotation, biological process: protein targeting to vacuole; macroautophagy; late endosome to vacuole transport. Bases 177 to 4253 code for a protein of 1358 amino acids.